AUGAUCAGAUUGAUUCCACACAACUAUGCUGCCGUGGUAGUCGGCGCUGGCCCGGCAGGCGUCGCAGUCCUCGGAAAUCUGCUCGAAUUAGGGCUAACCAGAAUUGCCUGGAUAGACCCUGUCUUCGACGGUGGACGCAUAAACAGUAAAUAUCGCGAGGUUCCCAGCAACACCAAAGUCUCUUUCUUCCGCUCAUACGCCACAGGCUUCCAGCCCUUCCGCAACAUUGCACAAGCCGCCAGUACGCCCAAUGCAUUCUCGGUCAUGAACAAACUAGAUCAAGACGAGACGUGCUCUCUGCACUAUGCGGCGGAGAUGAUCAAGGACCUUACAGCGGGGUUAUUAAAGAUGAAACAAGUUUCGGCGUAUCGGGGGGAAGUGAUGAGUGCUACUUACGAGGACAAUAAAUCAAGAUGGAAAGUUCGAAUCCACUCACCAGAUCCAUCCUCCGCCAACAUCGAAAUCUCAACUCCCCGCCUGAUCCUCUGCACAGGCUCAUCACCAAGAUCUCUCCCAUCACCAUCACCCUCAGUCACAGGGUCGUCCUCCACAAAGCUCGAAGAACUCAACCUUGACACAGUCCUCAAACCUAGCCUCCUCUGCACGGUAAUUCCCCGCGAUGAGCCAAUCACAGUAGCCGUCAUAGGCGGUUCCCACAGCGCAAUCCUAGCAAUCAUGAACCUAGUCGACCUCGCUCAAACCACGCACCCCAAAAUGCGCCUGAAAUGGUUUACCAGGAACCCACUCAAAUACGCCGAGUUUAUGGAAGGAGGGUGGAUUCUGUACGAUAAUACAGGCCUCAAGGGGAAAGCAGCGCAAUUCGCGCGUGAACAACUUGAGGAUUCGCAAUUACCGAAUUCGGUUGCGGGCAGGGUUAUUGAGAAAAUCGAUACGAGUGAUAGAGCUCGGGAGGAGGAGAUUUACCAGUCGAAGUUACCGGAGUGUACGCAUGUGGUGUAUGCCAUUGGGUAUGAGCGCAAUCCGUUACCUGAGCUUAGUCGGAAUGGUGUGCCGAUUGUCUCUCGUCAAGAAGACCUAAAAUGGGAUUCGGGAUUCGGUGGUUUUUUGGAUGCGCAGGGGAAUGUCGUUCCAGGAUUACAUGGAGCUGGAAUUGCGUUUCCGGAGUUAGUGGUUGAUCCUAGGGGGAAUGUUGAGCAGGCGGUGGGAUUCUUUAAGUUUAUGAACUUUUUGAAGAGAGUUGCGCCUACAUGGGUUUGA
Messenger RNA from Talaromyces marneffei, 1218 nucleotides. RefSeq lists its product as uncharacterized. Lineage: Eukaryota; Fungi; Ascomycota; Eurotiomycetes; Eurotiales; Trichocomaceae. The record is from RefSeq and is a predicted model, not a curated record. The transcript is spliced from 3 exons. Bases 1 to 1218 code for a protein of 405 amino acids. Gene Ontology annotation, molecular function: oxidoreductase activity.